AGACUGCAGAGACCUGCAAUCCAGUCACAUACGUGAGUAAAGAGAUAGUGGUCCUCAUGGAAGAAGAACAAGACUUAGCAGAGCAACCGGUGAAAAAAGCCAAGAUGCAGGAACCAGGAGAACAAACGUUAAGAUUAAAACUUCUCUUCAAAAUUGGAUUUAUUAAACCCCAAACCAGAGACUAGUUUGGGCAACUUAGCAAGACUCUGUCUCAAAAAACAACAAACAACUGCUCCUCCAACACAGCUUUUCCUCUAAGAUAUAUGCAAGUCUUUCGUUGUUAUGCCUUCAGACAUUUGUGGAGAAACUCAAAUGAAAAAAUGAUAUAUUCUUCAGUCAAAUGUACAGUAUACAAACCUGGAAGAAGAGACUGAAAUAAGGGAAAUACAGAAUUUGGCAUUAACAUCAAGUAAAUAACCCAGAUGCCAGUGAUCAGAAGCCUGAGACGUCCAGCCUUGCGUCAAAUCUCAGCAUGUCAGAGGAAAUUAUGACAUGCACCGAUUACAUCCCUCGCUCAUCCAAUGAUUAUACCUCACAAAUGUAUUCUGCAAAACCUUAUGCACACAUCCUCUCGGUUCCUGUUUCGGAAACCACUUAUCCUGGGCAGACUCAGUAUCCGACACUGCAGCAGUCCCAACCCUACGCUGUCUACCCUCAGGCAACGCAAACCUAUGGACUACCUCCUUUCGGUGCACUGUGGCCAGGUAUGAAACCUGAAAGUGGUUUAAUUCAGACUCCAUCUCCAAGUCAACACAGUGUUCUUACCUGCACUACAGGGUUAACCACAAGCCAGCCAAGCUCAGCACAUUAUUCUUAUCCCAUUCAAGCUUCAAGUACAAAUGCCAGCCUGAUAUCCACUUCAUCUGCAAUUGCCAAUAUUCCAGCAGCAGCCGUGGCCAACAUCUCAAACCAGGACUAUCCCACCUAUACUAUUCUUGGACAGAAUCAGUACCAGGCCUGCUACCCCAGUUCCAGCUUUGGAGUCACAAGUCAGACUAACACUGAUGCUGAGAACACAGCAUUAGCAGCUACAACGUACCAGACAGAGAAGCCUAGUGCUAUGGUACCUGCACCAGCCACACAAAGACUUCCCUCUGCAGACUCCUCUGCAAGCCCACCUUUGUCCCAGACUACACCAAAUAAAGAUGCUGAUGAACAGUCCAGGAAAAACAUGACUGUCAAGAACCGGGGCAAGAGGAAAGCUGAUGCCAGCUCUUCCCAGGACAGUGAAUUAGAACGGGUAUUUCUCUGGGACUUGGAUGAAACCAUCAUCAUAUUUCAUUCCCUUCUUACUGGAUCCUAUGCUCAGAAGUAUGGAAAGGACCCAACAGUAGUAAUUGGCUCAGGUUUAACAAUGGAAGAAAUGAUCUUUGAAGUGGCUGAUACACAUCUAUUUUUCAAUGACUUAGAGGAGUGUGACCAGGUGCAUGUGGAAGAUGUGGCUUCUGAUGACAACGGCCAGGAUUUGAGCAACUACAGUUUCUCAACAGAUGGCUUCAGUGGUUCAGGAGGCAGUGGUAGCCACGGCUCAUCUGUGGGUGUUCAGGGAGGUGUGGACUGGAUGAGGAAACUCGCCUUUCGCUACCGAAAAGUGAGGGAGAUCUAUGACAAGCAUAAAAGCAACGUGGGAGGCCUCCUCAGCCCCCAGAGGAAGGAAGCACUGCAGAGACUCAGAGCAGAGAUCGAGGUGCUGACGGACUCCUGGUUAGGAACUGCGCUCAAGUCCUUGCUUCUCAUCCAGUCUCGAAAGAAUUGUGUGAACGUUCUGAUCACCACCACCCAGUUGGUUCCAGCCCUGGCCAAGGUACUUCUGUACGGACUAGGAGAAAUAUUUCCUAUUGAAAACAUCUACAGUGCUACCAAAAUCGGUAAGGAGAGCUGCUUUGAGAGAAUUGUUUCAAGGUUUGGAAAAAAAGUCACAUAUGUAGUGAUUGGAGAUGGACGAGAUGAAGAAAUUGCAGCCAAGCAGCACAACAUGCCCUUCUGGAGGAUCACAAACCAUGGAGACCUGGUGUCCCUGCACCAGGCUUUAGAGCUUGACUUCCUCUAAGAACUGGAAUGUGGAACCUUCCUUCUUUGUGAGCUUCUUCUUACCUCCAACAGGAGCCAGAAGCCAGAACCCUCUGAGCCCCUUCUCUCCUGUCUGUCUCUCCGUGUCUCAGCGUCCCCUGCCCUUCUCUUCUGCUCUUUCCCUCUCCAUGGAAUGCUGGCGAGAACACAAUCAGAACCAACAACUGCAGUUAUAUUGAGUGAGCUGCAGCCCACGUCCACUGUACAGCAGGAGGUGGCUGGAUAGAGCUGCAGACUGGCUGCAGCUACCGUGCUUUAAUUUUUCUGUUUCAAUUGAAAAAUGAAGAACAAGAAAAGCCAGUGCUCGCUCAGGGCACAGUUGUACUCUGGCUGCAUGGACAGACUGGGAGCUGCUCCUGAUCGUGUGAAUGGAAAAUGUGUCCCCUUGAGAUCGUCUUCUGUUCUCUUAGCUAUAGAACGUCUCUCCCAGUGAAUGGGUAUGUUAUUUUUAUAGGUGAGGGUCUGGCCUCUAAAGCAGCCUCCCCCACUUCUCUAUGAAGAAAAUGUGUAAAGUCUACGUGACAGUAGUAAUGGAAAUAUCUAAAUACCUCCGUGACAGGACCUCUUCUGCACAGGACAGAGGCUCCAGUGCCCUGGUCUCUAGGGAGGCUCCUUGCCAUCUAGAGGGCCCUGGUCACUUUGGCAUCUCCCACCUUGUAAGCCUCGGUCUCCUUGGCAAUCCUUCUUCAUCUGUAACCAAACAGCACAACCCUGGAAACUCCUUCCCACAGACAAUAAAUCUAAGCCUUUAGCUUAUAAUCCAGAAGCUCUGUCCCAGGAAGCUCAGCCUCUGAACUGGAGAGGAGGGUCUUGGACCUCUUAGGAAUUUCUCCCUUGGUUCCUGAGGUAAGAUUUCACCCCGUGCUCCUGCAGAGCAAAUGCUUCCUCUGUGGUCGGCUCAGUCGUCAGUACUGGGCUCACACUCACUGUCCUCACAACCACCUGUCUCCAUGCAGCUCUGGCCAGGCCCUGCCCACUCAAGUCAGCAAGGCCAAGGGCACACUCUAGGUGCUUCCUUCACCUGCACUUACAUGUGAUGACCCACCUUGUAUUUAUACAGAUCUGCGCCUAGGAGUGGAGAACAGAGCUAGAAUCAAAACCCAGUUUCCCAUGAAGUAUCCCACGGCCCAGAGUCCAUGCUGAAGUGGGAACCCAGGCCAGAAAGACUUUGACUUAAAUGCUUGAAAAUACAAUCCUGAGCUAGGUGCAAGAGCACCUCUCAAGCCUGCCCCUUAGACAGUUAGGAGGGGAACUAGGCCUCAGUGCCAGCCCUCAAGCCCAGCUGUGUUUUGGUUUUGUUUAGGUUUUUGUUUGGGUUUUUUGUUUGGGUUUGGUUUAGUUUUUAAGGCACUAACCCUUCAGGACCAAUGUUGGAGCCUGUGUAAUUGGGUUAAACUUCCCUAGAGCUGAGGAAAUGUGCAGCCUUGGUCUUCAGGGGGUCCUUGACCAACCCCCAACUAUAGUUACUGUCCCCAUAGAUACCACAGCCCAGAGGCAAAAACCCCUCUGCAUGCUAGGCUACCAGAUAACAGCAGAAAGGCUGACACGCCAUCUUCAGAACUGUUGGACACUUCUGAGUACUUCUGGGACCAGCAGUUGAGGAAGGGCCUCAGACAGGAGGUGAGGUUGGUGUCUUGGCCACUCAUUUGGCUUUGUUUCGAGGUACAGGGUGGGAGCAAGGAGCUAGGGUCUAAGCCAGACCUUCCUAGGCUGCAGUUAGCACUGCACAGCUGUCCUAGUCCUGGCCAGCCUUGCUUUGUGGUCCAACAUAGAAAACUCCAGGAUGAGUUUUACUUUCAAGUCUCAAACCCUUCCCUGGUUAACCGUGUAGUGUCUUGUCCUGGACAGUGCCACCCAAUUUCAUGGGUGCUGUGCUUCAGGCUCACCAGACUGCCAAGUGGUGACACGCCCCUCUGCACACAGGUACCAUCACAAACACUUCAGGGGAGACUCUUUAUUCUUAGACUAUAACAGGGGACCCCUUUCCUCUUGCCCUGGCUGGAAAAGCACGGAGGUGUUCUGAACUGAGUGGCUACCGCUCCCACAGCAGUUAUCCUGUCAGGAUGGACAGAGCAGGAGUGAUUGCUGUCUCCAGCGGCUGCUGCCCUUUGUGUUGACUCUCCCUCCCUCCCACAAAGGCUUGGGAAGGAAAAUGAGCAGGCAGCAUUAAGGGCUGCUAGUAGGAGAAAGAUGGCUUGGUGGUAAUAGUGCCCGCAGCUUGUGCAGAGGUCCGAGGUCUGAGCGCCCACGGGCUGUUCACGACCUCUAGCUGCAGCUCCAGAGGGUUUGUUGCCCUCUUCUGGCCUCUUCGGGCACUAAGCACUUACAUACAUGUAAGAAAACACUCAUGAGUAUAAAAUAAAAUUUCUUUUAAUAUUAAAAGCUGUUGGAAGUUAGACUUGAAGGAAACUGGGGCCUUCCAUCAUCAGAAGGCAAUCCUUACUGAAGGAACACCUUGAAGAAAUUAGCUGGUGAAUCCUUUCCCUGCUGGAUCUUGUGUUCUGGAAGAUUAGUCUGGACAUCUCAUGUUUGACAGCUAGUUCUAGAAGUGUCUGUGGAGUUGCAGGACUGUCCUGAGAUACAAGGUGGCUUGACUUUCGAAUGUAAAAGUGACUGUGCCUUAGCAUCACCCUGUCCAGUGCCCCUGGGGCAGCUGGUGAUGUCCGCGAAAGUGGAUACCUGCUCCACAUUUUAGGUGCCUAUUUGGGCUUUUGAUUUGGGGGUGUUCUCUUCUCUGCUAGGUGGGUGUCAGAGCUAGUGUCCCAAGAGACUUGGCACAGCUUGUUUGCGUUCACCCAAACCCAACCUUCACAGUUCCAAGUAGAAUCUGAUUGGCAAACUGCAGCUGCAAGCACAUGGCGCUUCUAUAGACACUGCUUUGAAUGGGAGUCCCACAACUAUCAGCACCAGCUCCGUGCUGUCCUGGAAGAGUACAGGCUAGCCUCCCAAGUCCCAAGCUUGGGCCGUUCCUCACUCUCCCCCCAGGUUUUAGCUGGAGCCCUUGAAUAAGCUUGUGCUCCUGCUGCUCACCUGCUCAAGUAGCUAGACCUACCCAGACACAUUCAUUGUAGAUGCCAAGUUGGCAUUCUGAGCUUCCCGAGUAUCUUAACCACAAGAGGGAAAACUGGUUGUGUCCCAGCUUCAUCCAAGGGCCACUCGCCCUCCCUCUGCCCUGAGUCAAUUCUAGUGAGCAUGGGCCUCACUGAGCAGAACCAUCCCAGUUAAGGACCAUCUCUACUUGGAUCAGCACUCGCCCUCUGGACUCAGAUGCCUCUUUAGCAGGGAAAGGCAUCAUUUGGGUUGGAUAUAUAUAUUUAUGUGACUGCGGGCAUUUGUGGCUAUAGAGUCCUUGACCAUAAUGUUAUAUGUAAUGGGAACUAUCUUAUAAACUUGAAAAAAUAAAGUUUUUAUUUUCUAUACAGUUUUCUCCUUUGUCUUUUCUAAAUAUGGUUAGCCCAUUUGCCAAGCCGUGCAGGGUCCUAAUCAGGGCUUCAUUAAGAUGUCACCCUUUAAUAACUGAGUCAUUCAUUUCAUACAUACAAAAAGUGAUCAUUUGGUCUGUGUUGGAAAAUAAAAGGAUGUAAAGUUUGCAAGAGGAAUGUUUAUUUGAAUUGUUUCUAAAAUACACUGCUUUUUAAAGUGGAAAAAUGGUAUAGAUUUCAUGAGCUGUCAAGUGUGCUGAACUAAGAAGUCAGUCUGUGCUGAGCAUUAAGCUGCAAACCCAAUAAAACUAACAAACUAAUAUGAAA
Mastomys coucha (southern multimammate mouse) is the source of this 5819-nucleotide messenger RNA. RefSeq names its product EYA transcriptional coactivator and phosphatase 3 (gene Eya3). The record is from RefSeq and is a predicted model, not a curated record. Gene Ontology annotation, molecular function: protein tyrosine phosphatase activity. Gene Ontology annotation, cellular component: nucleus. The coding region runs from base 473 to 2050 and encodes 525 amino acids. The transcript is spliced from 18 exons. Lineage: Eukaryota; Metazoa; Chordata; Mammalia; Rodentia; Muridae. Gene Ontology annotation, biological process: negative regulation of extrinsic apoptotic signaling pathway in absence of ligand; multicellular organism development; positive regulation of DNA repair.